GCUUGAUCUUGUUGUAAACAUGAAGUGAACGGUACGGCUCUCCGCCCCGGCAGGCAGCAUCAUCCUCUGUAAGAGACCGAGGAGGAAGACUUUUCUGCAGCAGAAUAAAACAGCAAAAGCGACCACGCAGAGUUGCAGUUCACAUUCAGACACGAGUUUUCUUUCAUUAUUUGGGUGUUAGCUCGUUAACAAUGAAGCCUUCAAACAGUCGCCCUUCGAGAGUGGGUAAAAACCCCUUCGUGCACGAGCUGAAAUUCACCAUGACAGAAAAAAUAAAGAUAGGACUGAUGUCAGUUACAGUCUUUCCAGUGCGGCUGCUGCUGGUCUCGUUCCUCAUGCUGCUGGCGUGGCCCUUUGCCUUCACAGCUUCUCUGGGACGUUCUAACUUUGUCAUUGAGCCGCAGUCAUGGUGGAGGAGGUUUAUAGAUCUGUGUCUAAGGGUGAUCAUGCGAGCCAUGUGGUUUUGCGGAGGUUUCCACUGGAUCAAGGUGAAAGGGGAACGGGCAGCACCCUCUGAAGCGCCCAUCCUCACUGUGGCACCACAUUCUUCUUACUUUGAUGCCAUCCCAGUCACUAUGACCAUGUGCUCCAUAGUCACCAAACUGGAAAGCAGGAGCAUUCCAGUCUGGGGCACUUUGAUCAGCUACAUCAGGCCAGUGUUUGUGUUUCGGUCAGACCAAGACUCGAGACGAAAAACAGUGGAGGAAAUCAAGCGGAGAGCCUGCUCUGGAGGGAAGUGGCCUCAGAUCAUGAUAUUCCCAGAGGGAACGUGCACCAACAGGUCGGGUCUGAUCUUAUUCAAGGCUGGUGCUUUCAUCCCAGGACUCCCAGUGCAGCCAGUGAUACUACGCUACCCAAAUAAACUGGAUACCAUUACAUGGACAUGGAAAGGUCCCGGAGCGUUUAAGAUCUUGUGGCUCACUCUGUGUCAGCCUCACAAUUCUGUUGAGAUUGAGUACUUACCCGUUUACAGUCCAUCAAAUGAGGAGAAAGAAAACCCUGCUCUGUUUGCCAGUAAUGUCAGAAAGCUCAUGGCCAAGGCAUUGGACCUGCCACUCAAAGACCUGUCGUUUGACGACAUUGAGAUCAGCCUAUCACACGGCCCGCUGGGCAUCUAUGACUAUAGCAGCCUUCUGGAGUUCCACCAGCUAAUGUGUCGCUUAGGAUUGAGAGUAGCAACAACAGACCAGGUGCUUGAAGAGCAGGCCAGGAGAGCCAGAAAGCUGCAGGGAGACACGCUGGGUUUGGAGGACUUUGCCCACUUCCUUAAUCUGCCAGUUACAGACACACUUAAAGAAGUUCACAGCUUCUUUGAUCAGUGUGGAGUUGGACAGAUAGACAUCAGACACUACGUUAUUGCUCUGUCUACUGUUCAUCGGCCUUCAAAGUCAAUGGAAACCCUCAAAUUGGCCUUCAAGAUGUAUGAGAGCGAGAACGGGGAAGUCCUGGAGGAGGAGCUGGCUCUCAUCUUGGAAAUAAUGUUGGGAGUGAAGGAAGUGCAACUUUCAAGACUGUUUCUAACGCUUCGACCGGACACGGGAAAGAUCACGUAUGAUGAUCUUCAGCGUUAUAUCCAGCAGUGUCCACACUUCGCUCUGGACUGCCUUGAUUUUAAAGACCAUCCACGUCAUUUCUGCACGGGCCGAUCUAAGAGCUGCAACGGCCAGAGCCACAACAAAGACGACUAACUGACAAAUUUGUGACAUUUUUUUACCUUCUCUAACAGACAGCAUCAUCAUUGCUACCACAUCUGUGCCUUCAAGUGCAGUUAGAGGGCAACAUUUUUAGGAAGGGUGAGAAUUCCUGAUCCAUUCAUCAGGAAUCCAUCCUGAUCCAUCCACGAUCUAAGAUUUCUAUGGUUAUUUUUUUUCUUUGUCUUCCUUCCUUCCUGAUUUUUAUGUCUAUUGUGAUAUUAUGACACAUUUUGUAUGCUCCAGAUAUUUAUUUAAAAUGUUUUUCUUAUUUAUGAAAAACAGAUUUAGAAAAAUUAAGUAGGAAAAGGUGAAUUUUAUUUAUCCUGAUGGAUGACUUUGGACUGGAAGGUUAGUGCUGUUGUUAUCUCAGGCAAACGGACACUAGCACAGAACCUGUUGUUGCUGCUGCUCUACAGUUUCAUUUCAAACCAACAUUUAACUACUGAAGGCAAAAAGUGUUGACACUUUACAUCUGAGCCCAUAUUUAUCAAGCAUCUCAUCAGUGUUGGGUAACGUUCCUUUUAAAAGUAACUUGCUAUAAUCUCAGAUUACUGCCAUUAAAACGUAAUAUUUUACAUUUCUUUAUCUCAGCUGGUGAUGCUGUAACUUACUGGAGUGCAUCUGCAUUACCAGAAAUAAACUUCCCUCUGCUUUUGCUUUCAUUACAGUGUCUUGUGUGUGUGUGUGUAUGUGGCUUUCUGUGUGAGUACCUUUGAGAGUGUUACUUUGAUUGUAUAAUGAGAUGAUAAUGGUAGCGGCUCACCACAUAUCUAUGAACAAGCUCGUUAAUUUUCCUUGGAGUAUCCACUUUAUCCAAAGUAAAAGAUAACAGCUGUGGUUCCUGAGCUGUAGCACUGGCAGCGCUGUCCUCCUCCUCCUCGAUGGGCCUCACUGCCAGUGUUUUUAGAGCUGCGUUCAGUCUGCAGGGGUUUCUUCAAUUAUCACCGCAGCACAAAAUAAAGUGAAAACUUCCUCAAUGUAAAGGCUGUUCUCACUUCCAUCUCUCUAGCUCUCCUGAUUGUAGGAUUGGAUGUUCCAUUAUGUCACAAUGAAAGGCUAGAACGAAAAGGUAUUCUGAGCACUCUUGGGUCGUCACACUGCGCUAUACAGUUGUAUACAUUUGCUAAAAGUUACUGUAAGAGGAAAACCACGUGCACAUUAGAGCAGGAUCUCUCCAAAGAUGUGAAAAUAAUGACUUUCUGCUGUUCUCAGUUUUAAAUAACAUUUCAGAUUCAGAUUUUUUUUUUUCCCCAUAUGGAGUUUCACUUAUUGGUAAAAAUCUGAAUGCAGAAUAUAGUAAGUGCUUUAUACACUGUACAUGGGCAGUUUGUGUCUAAGGACUGAAGUUAAAACAUUUCAUUGGUGCUUUUACUGCUGAUUUCAGAAAUAUGACUAAAGCUGUGUCAGUCUGACAGCUGAAUGAUUUCCUGAUCUGUGCGUCUUUGUAAAUAUGGGCCCAGAUAUUAGAUUUCUGCCUGUUACUACCUUCAUAUUUUCAUUAGUGCCAGAACUACAGUUUGGAUGAACAGUAUAAAAGUUGGUUGCAUUUUUUUUUUUCUCCCCACAUCUCCACUUCUGAGUUAAACAAUUAGAAAAACACUGUAAAUGACUGCUUGGCA
This is a messenger RNA of Archocentrus centrarchus (flier cichlid), 3313 nucleotides long. RefSeq names its product lysophosphatidylcholine acyltransferase 1 (gene lpcat1). The transcript has 14 exons. Gene Ontology annotation, cellular component: endoplasmic reticulum. Bases 192 to 1688 code for a protein of 498 amino acids. Gene Ontology annotation, molecular function: lysophosphatidic acid acyltransferase activity; 1-acylglycerophosphocholine O-acyltransferase activity. NCBI's taxonomy places the organism in Eukaryota, Metazoa, Chordata, Actinopteri, Cichliformes, Cichlidae. The record is from RefSeq and is a predicted model, not a curated record.